UCCUCGCUUAUCUGUCACGGGCGUUCUUGUAAACGCGGGGUCCCCCUCCCCAGCCCCCACCGCAUUUGGAUCUCACACUCUUGAGCGGUUGCGCCGCGCACGCAUCUGAUGGAUCAUACUAAUUCAGCAGUGAACCUCUCUGGGUAGAUGAGGCGCAGCGCAGCAUUGGAGCCGGGCUCUGUGCCUGCGUUUGGGUGAAUGUGCUCUCCUGAAACAAGAGAGCCGGAGGAAGAAGUAAAAAAGGGGGAGAUAAUAAGGAGGAGAGGCGGGAACGGAUUGGGAUCCUCUUUGUGAAAUCGAUCGAUCAGCAUCUCCCUUCGUGGACUGAAUGGACGUUUGAUCAGUGGAUGUGAUGCCCAUUUAUGUCAUCGACCGAAAAUUUCCUGACAUAUCUGGUGAGUUGUUACAGCCGGCCGGUGAAGGAGGAGAUCUGAGAAUGACAGAAACGAAUACUCCCAAAUCGGCGAAGAAGCUCCGCUGGACCUCGUUGGAGAUCGGUCUCAUUACAAUCGUCUCUUUGCUCUUCAUCGUCAUUGUUGCCCUCAUCAUCCUCUUUGCCACUCAGAAGACUGAUGAAAUCUGCACCACAGCCGACUGCACGCAGUCAGCGUCUCGCCUCAUUGAGAACAUGGACUCCACGGUGGACCCUUGUGAUAACUUCUAUCAGUAUGCCUGCGGAGGGUGGCUAAAGAAGAACAUCAUCCCAGAGACCAGCUCCAGAUACAGCACGUUUGACAUCUUGCGUGAUGAGCUGGAGGUCAUCCUCAAAGGUGUUCUUGAAAAGACAGUGGAAGGAGAGGCUGCUGCUCUCACCAAGGCUAAGACCCUUUACAAGUCCUGCACCAAUGAGAGUUUAAUUGAGCUUAGAGGAGGAGCUCCUUUGCUCAACAUGCUGCCUGAUGUGCUCGACUGGCCAAUAGCUGUGGACGACUGGGAGUCCGUCUACGGAACAACUUGGAGGUUGGAAGAUGUCAUUGCCAGGUUAAACGAGAAAUAUGGAACUCAACUCUUGGUUAACUUUUUUGUUGGCACCGAUGACCGGGACUCCACUUCACACAUUAUUCAUUUUGACCAGCAGACGAGCCUCGGCCUCUUAUCCAGAGACUACUAUGCCUGUGACGGUUCCUAUGCAGAGGUGUGUCGAGCUUACGAGCAGUUCAUGAUUGACCUGGCUAAGCUGAUCCGCACCGAUCGGGGACUGGAAAUCAAUGAGACCCGCAUAAGAGAGGAGGUGACGCGAAUCAUGGACGUGGAGAGGGACAUUGCCUAUGCCACGGACACUCCGGAGGAUCGGAACGACCCGGUGCUGCUUUACAAUAAGAUGGAACUGGGCAACCUGAACACAAACUUCACUCUUAAAGUAGAUUCGCAGGUAUUCGACUGGAUUUACUUCACAGCUAGCAUAAUGGACACAGUCAACAUCAGGAUUCCUAACACCGAGAAAGUCGUAAACUACUCUCCCAACUAUUAUAGGAGACUCAACCCUGUUUUGGCCAAAUACACAAAGAGGGAUCUGCAAAACUACAUGGUGUGGCGCUUUGCAAUGAACAUGGUGGUGGGCCUGAGCCGGGCUUACAGAGACACAAGGAAAGCUUUCCGCAAGGCCUUGUCUGGGACGACGUCAGAUGUGGCCGUGUGGCGGCAGUGUGCUCUGUACGUCAAUAACAACCUGGACAACGCUGUGGGACGACUGUACGUGCAGGAGGCCUUCUCUGAAAAGAGUAAAGAGCUGAUGGAGGAGAUGAUCAAAGACCUUCGGGAGGUGUUCAUUAGCAACCUUGAUGAACUCACCUGGAUGGACGCAGAGACAAAGAAAGCGGCUGAGGAAAAGGCUCGAGCUAUUCGGGAACGGAUUGGCUACUCUGAAAAGAUUAUGGUGGAUGAAUAUCUGAACAAUGAGUACAAAGAUCUGAGCUACAGCGCAGAGGAGUACUUUGAAAACAUCCUAGAGAACCUGGAGUAUGUGCAGAAGAAACGCCUGAGGAAACUGAGGGUUAAAGUCAACAAAGACGAGUGGGUAACUGGAGCUGCUGUGGUCAACGCCUUCUACUCAUCCAGCAAAAACCAGAUAGUGUUUCCUGCAGGUAUCCUUCAGCCUCCUUUCUUCAGCAAAGGCCAGGCUAAUUCUCUCAACUACGGCGGCAUCGGCAUGGUAAUUGGUCACGAGAUUACACACGGUUUUGAUGACAAUGGUCGUAACUACGAUAAAGAUGGUGACCUGAAGGACUGGUGGACACCAGACUCCACCCACAGAUUUCUACAGUUGUCCAAGUGCAUUGUUGAUCAGUAUAGCAACUUCUCUUGGGACCUGGCCAAUGGACUACAUUUAAAUGGUAACAACACCCUUGGGGAGAACAUUGCAGACAAUGGAGGCAUUCGACAGGCAUAUCAGGCUUACAAGAACUAUGUGAGAAAGCAUGGAGAGGAACCACCCCUCCCUGGCAUCGACCUUUCACACGAUCAGCUGUUUUUCUUAAACUUUGCUCAGGUGUGGUGUGGAACAUAUCGACCAGAGCAAGCUGUUAGUUCCAUUAAAGUAGAUGUACACAGUCCAGGGAAAUUCAGAGUCCUGGGCUCUCUCAGAAAUUUUCCAGAGUUUGCCAAAGCUUUCCACUGCAGCAACAGCAGCUACAUGCGUGCUCAUCCGGUUUGUCGUGUGUGGUGAUUUGAGAGCUCUGGGAUGGGGUCUCCCUGUUCCCUCCCCUCCCCUUUUUGGUACCUCUCCCCUUGGACUGCUGGAACACUCGAGGGCUACAGGAAGGUGGGGACUUCCUUUGGUUCUUUACAGGAUGGACCAUGGCUGAUGGACAUUCUUUGCAGUAUAUGCACUUCAUCGCAGGACAGCAGCAGACUGAACCCUUUAGGGCAGAAGGAGCACUGUAUCUUCUGAUACUGUACUUCAUUAAAUCAGCCUGUUUGUUCUCCUACUCACUGGAUAAACCACCUCCUUACAUUUUCUUUUCACUAUUCUUAACGUCUUAUGCUUUGAGUCUGUCUGUUUCUUUCUAGGUGCAAAUGUGAGUGGGUGUCAAUCAAAAUGCUUUACAAGUUGUAGGCAAUAGAGUGGUGGACAGAAACGAGCGCUGCCCACUCGCACGUUAAAACACCGCCUACCCACUCACUCGUGCACACAUGCAGCAGGGCCGAACCACUGUACUGUAUGUGGGACUCGGUGGUUUACGCAUAAAACCUCAACUGUUAUCAGCCUUCGUCUAGCCUACAAGGACUUGUAAGAGUCUUUCACCCUUUUUAGUUUAAUGUCACGAAACAGGGAUUUAUUUUGUUGACUAGAUUGAUAUUUAAUUGUAAUCCUUUAUUAUGCUGUUCAAUAUGUUACUGACUUUAUUGCUGUUGACAGCCAUUAGCAGAAUGAAGACGGUUAACCAAAAUGAAGAUCUUGCCUUUGCUUAGAUGACCACUGGUCAUGAGUAACGGAGAUGACAAUCUAGACUCCAGACCCUUUUCACUUGUCCUGAGCCUCCUGUUUGUUUCUGUCUGUGUAUUGUUUGUACGUCUUACCAUCACUGUUAAUUAAUUAUGCCUUACAGUUAUGUUUUACCAUGUGUAUGUUUGUGGGAGAAAGGAUCGGAACAUUUAUUAAAGAAUUAGACUUUUUAACCACGCUCGUUCUGGUUUCUGAAUGUGAAAGAUUCCACACCACGAGGGAAGCUUUAUGCUCAGAAGCUAUUUGUCUACAGUGAUCAGCUUUGGGAUCUUUAUAUUCUUUAAAGUGUACAUGUGUUUACUUGCUUCCCAAAUAACUUAAAAAGAAAAAAUGUGAGUUCUUAAAGUGCAGAACAAUUGCAUGGGUUGGUAUAGCAGGAGGUAUCUUAAUGCGACUUAGUUCCUGCCUGGACCAAUGACUUCAUGCAGACAUGCUAGUUGCUUAGAAACCGAACUGUUGCCAUGGGUAGGGUACUUGUUGGUUUUUUGCACUUCUAUUAAGAACAAAAUAUGUAUUGAAAUUGUUAACGUUUUAUUCAUGAAACUUGUCCAUUUGGUUAGACUUGGGUUUUAGGCACAAUGUUGACUAAAUGGGAAGCGUAAAGUAUACCUAGGGACAUUUUUUACCCAGGUUUUUAUAAAAUAUAUUAACAUUGUUUGAGGCUUUCAAAGAUUUACACCACUACACAUGUUCAGGUUUUAGUCACGUUUGAGGCGUUCUUGAUGCAAUGCAAUUUUCUGAUUUCUUUAAAAAUGUGAAGUUUUAGUUUUUUUCCAAAACACAAAUGCAACUGAUGUGCCAUCCUUUAGACUACGUCUUACUGUAUACAGCAUCGCUAAUGUCCGUCAUUGUUCUAAACCUUUGUGGUUGUGUCUGCAAGGAUUCAGUUGCUUUGGUCACUGUUCUUCAUUCUUGAGCUUCUUGUUUUCAUUUGUAGAAAAAUGAAUACCUCAGUUGCCUGUAUGAAGAGACUUUAUAAUGACAAAUCUUUUCUUUCAACAAUAAAUCUUUAUAACAUGCAGUA
Messenger RNA from Nothobranchius furzeri (turquoise killifish), 4469 nucleotides. Its product is annotated as neprilysin. Gene Ontology annotation, cellular component: plasma membrane. Gene Ontology annotation, biological process: amyloid-beta clearance; protein processing. Lineage: Eukaryota; Metazoa; Chordata; Actinopteri; Cyprinodontiformes; Nothobranchiidae. The record is from RefSeq and is a predicted model, not a curated record. Gene Ontology annotation, molecular function: metalloendopeptidase activity.